Messenger RNA from Colius striatus (speckled mousebird), 781 nucleotides. It is a transcript of the gene MCRIP2, whose product is annotated as MAPK regulated corepressor interacting protein 2. NCBI's taxonomy places the organism in Eukaryota, Metazoa, Chordata, Aves, Coliiformes, Coliidae. The transcript is spliced from 5 exons. The record is from RefSeq and is a predicted model, not a curated record. The coding region runs from base 116 to 475 and encodes 119 amino acids.
GCCCGGCGAGGGGCGCGCGCCCUACUCGUCGGGGCGGCGCGGGGCCGGUUGCGGGGCCGGUGCGGGGCCGGGCUGCGGUGCGGGGAGGGGAGGGGGGGCCGCCCCUCUCCGCAGGAUGUACACGCUGACACGCGGCCCCAGCAAACUGACCACGCAGCGCCGGACAGGUCCGACGCAGCAGGCGGUGGAAAGCAGCAAGCUGGGCGAGCUGCGGGGCCGGCUCCAGCCCGGCAACUGGCCCCCUGUUGGCCCAGCGCAGAAGCUCGUGUUCAACAGAGUGAACGGGAAGCGGCCGCAGCAGCUGGGCGCUCCUGAGGAGUGCUACACCUCGGCUCACGAGGAGAACGUCCGCUUCAUCUAUGAAGCCUGGCAGCAGGUAGAACAGCAGCUGGAUGGCAGCAGGAGUGAGGACAGCACCUGUGGCCCUGUGCAGUACGUGGAGAAAACCCCCAGCCCUGUGCUGAAAAAGCAAUGAAGCUGUGAGAGCAUCUGCUCAGACCCCAGAAGCUGUGGCAUUUUUGUAGAACCACUUUUUAACCAAGCUGACUGAAGCCAAGUGCCCCACGCUGCCAGCCCAGCGGGACCCCAGCACCACUCCUUAAGUGCCAGUUCUUGGACUGCUGCAGCUCCUGCAGCCUCCAGCUCCCAGGGACACUGCUGUGCCAAGGCUGGGAUCAAAGAAGGGGAUUGCCACCCCCAUCCCUCUCGUGGCUGUGAGCAUGGGGAGGACAGUGGGGUGCUGCUGUAGCAGGACAGACGGACAAUAAAGAGCUGAAACUGC